Messenger RNA from Pseudopipra pipra, 6871 nucleotides. RefSeq names its product rab9 effector protein with kelch motifs-like. Gene Ontology annotation, molecular function: protein binding. The transcript has 12 exons. Lineage: Eukaryota; Metazoa; Chordata; Aves; Passeriformes; Pipridae. Bases 1330 to 3243 code for a protein of 637 amino acids. The record is from RefSeq and is a predicted model, not a curated record.
UUGGCAGGACAAGCGCUGCAGGGGUUCAGUUGUCUCAGUUCCAGUCCAGUGUUUCCUUGGAGCACUUUUAUAAAAUAAUUGAUGGGCAGGAGCAAUCAUAAAGUGAGUUGAUCAAAGGGAUAGAUGAUUCUGCAAAGUUAAAGAUGUUUCCUUGUGUUUUAAGAACACCAAAGAGAAACACCGCUACAGCUACCUGAUCACCAUGCACUCACUAUGCAUCCGUAUCCUUGUGCCUGGCUCAGGCAUGUGGACAACGGGAAAAGUAAGGAAAACAGUGGGGAUGCAGGAAAGUGAUACAUUAGUUCUUUUUGGUCCACGCUCCGUAAUUUUUGUGGUUGGGCUGCAGCAGAAACGCUCUGAUAAUGAGCUGCUCAGCAAAGGCAUUGCAGCAGGCUUUGUUGGCCUUGCCAGGGAAGCAACUCUUCCCUGAUUCAGCUGCACUGGGAGAAUAUUUUUCUUUGGCUGCUGAAGUCUUGUCAUUGCCUUUAGUGGUGUUUGAUUAUCAACAGCAGUUUUCAGCUAAGGAGAGCCAUUGUUAGACAGGUGGUAUCGGAUACACAAUGGAGUCUCUGUAGUAAUACAUACACACACAUGUAAUUAUUGUUUAAGGAGUAUCUGCCACCAUCCUGCCUUGCAUUGAUAGGAACCCUGACUGCCAAGUAAAAGAAGCAAGGUUCACACCUGCUCCUUUUUGUACAGAUACCAUCAUUUAGGAAUCAGCAAGCAAAUUAACCCUCUCUGGAAACGGACAUAUGGCUUGGGCUCUAGAAAUGGUGAAAGUCUGGAGCACAAGCCCUAUGAGGAACAGCUAAGGGAGCUGUGGUUGUUCAACAUGAAGAAGAGGCGGCUCAGGGGAGACCUUAUUGUUCUCUACAACUACCUGAAAGGAGCCUGUAGCCAGGUGGGGGUCAGCCUCUUCUCCCAGGCAACUAGUGACAGGAAGAAAGGACAUAAUGUUAAGCUGCACCAGGGGAGGUUCAGACUGGACAUUAGGAGGAAUUUCUUCACAGGCAGGGUGACUAGAUAUUGCAAUGGGCUGCCCAGGGAGGUGGUGGAGUCACUGUCCCUGGAGUCACUGUCCCUGGAAGUGUUUUAAGGAAAGACUGGACCUGGUGCUUAGUGUCAUGGUCUAGUUGACAGGGUGGUGUUCGGUCAUAGGAUGGACACGAUGAUCUCAGAGGUCUUUUCCAACAUAAUUGAUUCUGUAAUGGGUAUAACUUGAUACAAAGGCAAGGGGUUGGCCCGGCUUCGGAGGGCCAGAAGCCAGCCCUCCUCCCCCGACCGCCUCCUUGCUUGCCAGGGCUGCCACCGGCACCGCCGUGAGCGGGGAUGGCCUUGGCCUUGCUCCCGCCCCGGGGUUCAAGCGCUCCCACCACCGGCCGAGAAGGCGCGGGCAGGGCGGGCCUGCCGAGCCCCUGUGCAGCUGUGGGGCCGGGGCGGGGAUGGCCGGGACCGCCCCCUUUCCCCUGCGGCGCCUUAAUAGCGGCCCCGGGGACGCCCCCGCUGCCCGCUGCGAUGCUGCCCGCCCACCGCCGAGGCCGCCCGGGGCCCGCGGGCCGCGCUCUGCGGGGCGGCCUCGCCUUCUACGUGCUGUGGGCUCUGCGGGAGCCGCCGCGGCGCCUCGGCAGCCAGUCCAGAAAGACGGGUUUCCAGGCUUGGCUGCCCCUGCCUUUGCCAAAGCAGCUGGUGGUGUUCAGCCUGGGAGACUGGAGCUGUUACUCUCCAGACACGAGCAUCGCAGUGGAAGUGGUGGUGUCCCCAGGCGUUGCACCACAGCGCAUUGGCACGCUGGAGCCCACACGCAGGUCUCUGGUGUGGGAAGAUGACUGGAGAAUGGAUAUUUUCAUGGCCUCAUUGAAAGAGAUGGACAAAGGCAACCCUGUGAGGCUUGUCCUGACUGUCAAUGGACAGCUGCUCCAAGGUGUCUCCAGCAGUACACCUGCUCACCCCUUCCUUGUCCCAGAGACUACCCAGUCACCAGUGUUUCCAGCAGAUGAUAGACCUGUUGGCCAGGAUCUGGAGGAUCCUAUUGAGGUUAAGAGCCAGAGCUCAGAGGUGGCUGCUAGAGGAUCCAGGCCUGGGAGGAAGGAUGUCCAUGCACCACUGAGGGCCCUGGUAGUGCCCUAUGCCCUGAAGCCACCAUCUGGCAAGGUGAAAUCCAAUGAGACCUGGAGAAAUAAUCCUGUCCAAGGACCACCAAGAGUCCACUCCAAGAAGCCCAGGAAAGUUUUAUUUGAACCCACAGCAUCUGAGAGAGAUCUUGAUGAAGAAGGCAGUCCCAGCCCUCGGUGGUGCCAUGCCAUGUGCCUCAGUGACCUGGGGACAGCUGUUCUGAUUGGUGGAGAAGGUGUCGAUCAGCAGUCCUGCAAGGAUGUGCUCUGGAAGCUGGAAAUUGACAGUGAUUUGUGGCUUCCAGUGGGUUUCCAGCAACAAAACACCAUGCCAUCAUGCUUGCAUGGUCACACAGCUACCUAUGACCCUGACACCAAGCGUAUCUACAUCUUUGGGGGCAUAAGGGAGGACAAAGACCACAGCAGCAUUUACAUUCUGGACACGGUCACCUGGAAAUGGCUCCUCGUGGCUGCUAAAGGGAGGACACCAAUGCUCACCUACCACAGUGCAACUAUCUACCAAAAGGAACUCUUUGUUUUUGGAGGAACUUUCCCCAAAAAGGCAUCACUGGCAGUUGGACCCUGCAGCAAUGUGCUCUAUAUCUUCAAUCCAGAGCAUGAAAUUUGGUAUCAGCCCAUCUCAGAAGGGGAGAAGCCUCUGCCUAGGUUUGGGCAUUCAGCUACUCUACUGAAAAACAAGCUGCUGAUUUUUGGGGGUCGGAGGACUUCUCUUUACCUCAGUGACAUGCACAUUCUGGAUCUGGGUUUCAUGGAGUACACACCAGUCCCCCUACUCGCAGGACAGCCUUCUGCACGUUGUUUCCAUGCAGCUCUGGCUGUUUCAGACCAGAAGGUUCUGAUCAGUGGAGGCUGCAAUGCCAUGGGAGCCCUGCAUGAUGCCUUUGUCUUCCACUUAGAUACUCUUUCAUGGAGCACAGUGAUCCACCAUGACCUCUGCUCUGUGCCUCGAGCUGGCCACACAUUGCUUGACCUGACUCCCACCCACCUGAUAGAUGUGGACAAGGAGAAGAAAGAGGAGCACAGCCUGCACACUGUGUUGGUCUUUGGGGGCUCCAACUGUGCAGGAACCUUUUACAACAGCACAGUCAAGAUCAAGCUGGACCUAGGAUAAUGCAGAAUACUCAUAAUGAGCCUGAACAGCAAGGGCUCUUCACCAGCCUAAAUGCAGACAUGGAUGGCAAUAAAUGAGCCCAAGCAAUGUUGUGGUCCAAGUAUCUGUAUGUAGGUGAAUGCCACCUUGGCACAAGAGACUGGAGGUUUGUAACAUCUUUCUGAAGGCUGUGGGUAUUGUUCUCUUAGGGUAGCUGAUAUACAGUAUCAGACUGGCAGAAAUUCCAUCCCCUAUGGAUGUCUUGGUACUUGGGCUCGGGUGCCAAAACAUUCAGUGAGAUCUGAUCUAAGCCUCCACAGGAACACAGACACAAAGAUCUGGUUUUCCCUUCUUGCCCUACAGGUUUUUGGGCUGGAGUUCCUGGAGUGCUUUCAACUGUGAAGGUGACUCAGGUGUUUCAUUUCAUUUGGGAUGAGUGGAAUGGGAUUUACUCCUGCCACUUGGAAAGUCUUCAUAGUGAAAGUAUGAUUCUGGUUUUAAGGGAACCUGAGUGGGAUUCCCUUAGGCAAUAGUCUGCAGCUGAAAACUAGGAAAACACCUGGAACAGUGUUUGAGGGAAAAGGAAUGUAAUUUUCAGUGUAUGGGAGAAAGCUGUUUGUGCCUUGCUGACUAUGGCACAAUCAUUUAGUGUUGCUCUAGACAGACCUUUAUGAUAAAUUCUGUGCGACUGCUGCUACAUAAGGAAUAGGUACAAGUCCUCUGUCCCAGGUAGUAAUUCUCUUAUGUGCAAGGGGUGGCAGAGUUGCUGACUUAGCUCUUUCAAGAUCCAUGAGACCCAACAAAGGUUAGGAUUAAGCUGUCUUCCAUCAGAGACUAACUCUUACUGUUUAUAUCCAUGGCACUGAUGACUAUGCCAUAGCUCUGAGGCAGCUCCAAGGACAAGCACAGUGUAUACACUGAUUCCUUGAUGCUCUUUCUGUAGAUGGUAGAAAGAAGCUGCACCUAUGGGGAGUCCAGAAUUGGCUCAAUGCCUCACAGUUGUUUGUGGCCACAUUCCCCAACCCAAAGCCAUACAAAGGGAAUUUAUGAUAGUUAUGGAUGCUUCUGCUUUAAUCUGCUUCAUGGAGAUAGAUUAGAUAGAAAAAACUAGUAGCUGUAAGCAUUCCAGCACAGGCAUACUCCUCUUAGUUAUCCAGGCUCCUUGGAGGUCCUCUGUCCUUCUUCCCACCCAGAUGAAUGGGAGACAAUAGUACUAGGGCUUCCCGCUGGCACUGAAGUCCUACUCAGACUGUAGGUGCUGUCUUCUUUGUCGCUCCAGCUGACUAGAUUUAAUGAGUAGAAGGGCUUCAAGCUCGCAGCUCUGCAGGGGUAUCUGGCUGCCGGCAUGGAUGGCUUACUUUGAAGGCCUCUAACUCCAAGAGUGCUUUAUUUAUUCUGGUUAUUGUGGGAUAUGGACCCAUGUCCACUUCGAAUCUGCAAAAGGAAAAGAAUUGAUGAAGUACUAAGAGUUGGACAGCCAGUACAGCAGUGAGCAGAAGGACAGAGCAGUAUGCUAUGCCUGCCCAGUAUGGGAGAAUCUCACAGUCAUUUACAAUAACAAUAAAGAUUUGUCCUCGUAGGUUUAAAAUGCUAGAAAGGUUAAUUAGUUCCUGGAGAGGCUGUGAAGUCUCCUUCUCUAGAGAUACUCAAAACCUACCUGGAUGCAAUCCUGUGCCACUUACUCUAGGUGAACUUGCUUUAGCAGGCAAGUUGUUGGACUAGAUGACCUCCAGAAUUCCCUUCCAACCCCAACGAUUCUGUGAUUCUGUGAUCUUUACCAGGCUUUUAUAUAAUGUGCAGCACAGGUAAGGGGGCACUCUGCUUUUCCUGGGAAUCAUGCAGCCAUUACUUGUAUGUGUUUAAUGCUUUAAAUAAAUAUAGAUGAAUCUUUUCCUCCUGUGUGCUGUCUAAAUAUAAGGCAAACAGGGAGAGAGAACGUGGAGUGUGGGCAACCUCAGCUUUUCUAAGGUCAUAGAUCAGGUUUCCCCCCAGGGCUCUCUGAGAAGAGAGCACUGCUCCCUCCUUAUUUCUAAGAGCUUCAAAAAGAGACAAUAUUUAUUACAUAGGAUAAUUCAUGGAGAGAAGAACCAAAACUGGAUAGGGCAGGCAGAAUGGAUACUUUUUAACAGACACAAGGAGCAGCAGAAGGCAAGGUCUGACAGCCCAACACAAAGAGUAGGUGCCCUUGAAGAACACCUCAAGUUUAUCCUUAAUUACCUUUCAGCAUUGGCAACUUGAGGCACCAAGCACAGAUCAGCCAUGGAAACCUACAAAUGUAGCAGAAAAAAGGGGUUAACAGUAAUUCAGAGCCUGUUCCAUCACACUUCAUAGCGGUGGCAGGCUUCAAGAGCAGGGUAGACAUUAUUUUAUCAGCCAGUACAGAGGAGUUGUCAUGGCAAUCUAAUUAUUUAAUCCAGCAUUAAAUAAUGCAACAACAGUACAAGGAAAAGAACUUCAUAGUAGUCACUAGUAGAAGACGCCAUCAGCCUUUAGGGUUUUUUGGUGGUUUUUGUUUGUUUGUUUGGGUUUUUUUGUUUUUGUUUUGUUUUGUUUUUUAAUUACCAGCAGAUCAUGCUAGCCUGAAGGAUACUGCUUCUAUGGCAACUGCCUCUGAGCAAACAGGUCUGCUGGCAAGCUGCAGAGGGACGUGAUGGAGGGAGAGUGGCGUUUGCAUGGCUGGGAAAAGAUAAGUAAAUAUUGCUUGUUUGCACUGCAGGAGUAUCAAGCAGCUCCUGCCAAUGUCAAGACUUGAUAUGUGAUAGGGCCUCUGCACGCAGGCUCAGAGACUUGCAACCUGAAAAGAAGACUCAAGGACAAGACUGCCAGCUGCCUACCUGCACAGAGGCAGCUGCCCCUACCCCAUUUCCCAGGUCACAAAGUCCUGGGUCCUUCUCAGAGAACACAUUAUUGUCCAAGAUUAGAUCUGCUAAGUAGCCUUUGCCCUCCAAGGGUUCCAUAAGGCUGCUACUAGACAAUUCUCUGCAUCACAGGAUAUUGCAGGAGCCUUCCUUUUUCCCUCAGCUUUUAUAAGAAAGAUCCAUUUGCCUGCCAAGCAGAACUACUAAAUGGAAGAAGCCUGAGCUGCCUCUAGUUUGGUAAGGGUCAGAACAGCUUGUAUGUGAGCUCUGUGAAAUCUGUCCAUGUUAAACCUGGAGAAUCAGAGCAGAAAAAUACAAGUUGGUUAAAGAUUUCACAGAACAGAGGUAAGAACUGAACCCAUGUUUCUUAAGCCAAGAUUUGCCCCUGUGACUACACUUUUAACUGCAGAUCUCUUAAAGAUGAAAUAUAUAUCAUCUGUUUCCACAUUGUCUAGUAACAGCCUGAUCCUAGAUACAGCUGUAGAAUCUGGCCAUCAGCAGGUUAUAGGCAGGGACAAGUAAAUAUCUCCAUAACUCUCUGUCACUCAGUAAUGGCCUAAGUAGGAUCCGUGCAGCUGUUUUUUCUUAUGGUGAAGGCACUGCAUGUAACUUCAGGCACAGGAUGGGGUUGUGCUCUGUCUCCUCAACUAAUUUUCUUUCCUAUUUUAGGGAAGAUACUGGCAUUUUUAGUUCUGUAAUGGUACACAACACUCUCUCAGAUACUUACUUCAUCCCCCACACAGUAGCGUCCAGCAGUGUGCUGUAGAAUCUGCUCCACUGCUGUCAAGAGA